Messenger RNA from Telopea speciosissima, 1401 nucleotides. Its product is annotated as serine/threonine-protein kinase UCN-like. Gene Ontology annotation, biological process: protein phosphorylation. Gene Ontology annotation, molecular function: protein serine/threonine kinase activity; ATP binding. The transcript has a single exon. Bases 88 to 1317 code for a protein of 409 amino acids. The record is from RefSeq and is a predicted model, not a curated record. NCBI's taxonomy places the organism in Eukaryota, Viridiplantae, Streptophyta, Magnoliopsida, Proteales, Proteaceae. Gene Ontology annotation, cellular component: plasma membrane; nucleus; cytoplasm.
CUCUGUUUCUCAAGUCCACCUUUUCUUCUUCCUCGUCCUCCUCUCUCGCUCCAUUGUCCCCUUCUUCUCUCCGUCCUUCUGUGUCUGAUGAUGGAGAAGACAUCGCCGGAGUUAGACCUAGACAAGCUGAGAGCGAUCAAGGUUCUGGGCAGAGGAGCCAUGGGCACUGUGUUCUUGGUUCACGACCAAACAACAGACCCAGAUGCAAUUAAUCCCUUCGCUCUUAAAGUUGUAGAGAAAUCGACCCUCUCCUCCAAAUUCGAUGGUGAACGACGGGCAAGAUGGGAAGUCUCGGUUCUAUCUAGCCUGAAUAACCCUUUUCUUCCAACCCUUCUGGGAACUCUCGAGACCGAUGAGUACAUGGGUUGGGCUGUGCCGUACUGUCCCGGCGGCGAUCUCAACGUGCUCCGCUACCAUCAGACAGACCAUGUAUUCUCCCCCACCGUCAUCCGCUUCUACGUCGCCGAAAUCGUUUGCGCACUUGAGUACCUACACAGUUUGAACAUUGUGUACCGUGAUCUCAAGCCUGAAAAUGUUCUCAUUCAACAAUCCGGCCACAUCGUCCUCACCGAUUUCGAUCUCUCCCGAACCCUCAAACCCAGAUCAGCCGGAUCCGCCGGCUCGUCCCCGGAUCCGGCAGUUCUGGAGAUAGAAGCGGCAGAGGUGAAGAGUAACGCAAAGCACCGCAGGAACUUGACCCGGCUUAUCUCCGUCGCGACGGAGGUUGCCAUGUUGAAGAAGGUGAAGUCGGCGCGUGUCUCACCGGUGAGUCGAAAGAGACCGAGCUUCUCCAACGGAGAACGAUCCAACUCGUUCGUGGGUACGGAGGAGUACGUGUCACCCGAAGUGGUACGGGGUGACGGACACGAGUUCGCCGUUGAUUGGUGGGCUCUGGGGAUCUUUACGUACGAGAUGAUGUACGGUACGACGCCGUUUCGCGGGAAGAAUCGGAAGGAAACGUUUCGGAACGUUGUAACUAAACCACCGGAGUUCGUGGGAAAACGGACGGCUCUCACGGACUUGAUCGAACGGUUACUAGAGAAGGACCCCACAAAAAGGCUCGGGUACGGUUACGGUGCGGUGGAGAUUAAAAAGCAUCCCUUCUUCAAAGGGUUGAGAUGGGAUUUAUUGACGGAGGUGUUACGGCCGCCGUUUCUGGCGUUGAGAGAAGAAGGGGAGAAAGUAACGGAGCAAAGAACAGAGUGUGGGACCGACAUUAGGGAGUACUACCGGAAUCUUAGGUCUCCGCCGUCAAUUCCUCCGUCGCCGUCAUCAGAAUGCCGAGAUCGGGUAGAUUUGCCGUUGGCAGAAUUCUGACCCAUACUCACUUACCAGUGUAAGUAUUUUAAUAUGAAAGUUAAUAGCAAAAAAAAAAAGAUAAUAAAAUGAAAAAUUUAUUAA